GCCACGCGCGGUUCGUAUAAGAUUAUUACACGCUCUUGCGUGUGACAGCACGAAGGCACCAUAAUAUGCACGUGAAAUUCAAAUUCAAACAUUUCGUAGGAACGCAAUGAGCAUUACUGGCGUACGAGUAAAAAUAUAUGACGAGGAAAAGUGCAUCCACGAGACUGUCCGGUCUGAUGGGGACGACCUGAAAGCAUUGAUGCAAAAUCUGCGAGAUACGCAGUCAGAGAUCAACAGUUUUUUAACCACGCUCAUUCAACGGCGAGAUGUGUCCAGCGUUCGAUUUUUGCAAUUUGGCAGAAAUGACAAAUCAAUCGAGCUCUUCGGAUGACAUUGACUCGGACUCCGCCGAAGAAGAGAAGGAAAAGGAGGAAGAUGACAUGCGGGCUAACCCCAAAAAAUGCAAAUUGUCGUCUUAAGUUGUGUAGUUAAUUAAUAAAUAUUACACUAUUAAUGCUUCAAUAGAGUGUACGAGUGUCGUUUUAUAAAUACGUUUUCACCUCCAGUUCCAACUGCACGAUUCCGAAGUGCGGAAUUCAUUUUUUAUCAAAUUCGCUGUACCCAUAAUGACAAAUGGCUAGAACGUGAUAACACGCGUCGCGCUUCCUGAGUGAGAACAAUAGCCGUUAACUGUUAAGUGACGACAGACGUGGCGGUACGAACAGCCUGACCAAGAUUCACGAACUCUACUUGCGAAAACAUGUCUACUAUGUUGUCAAACGAGGUUCAACUGCGUUACAUGAUAGAAUGGUUUCAAGAAUGGUCCGAGAUGCAGCGGAAUGAUUUUCUGAGCGUGUUGCUGGAGAAUUGCGGACCUGCAGGACUUGUGAAUGGAUUGGUGACUGGAAUGGAGAAGUUAAAUUGUGAAUCCGACAGACCACCGAGUUUGUUUCAGUGUCGGGUCAAACUUUUCAGAGAGUGGAGUAGUAAUUGGUCACAAUAUGAGAAAAAUUCUUUGUUGGCAGCUAUUAAGAAUACAGACAGUAAGUUUGCUGAAAUGUAUGAAGAAAGAUUAUCGUCAUUGGAAGAAGACAAACAGUAAUAAGCAAACUUUUAUACUGUAUAACUUACAAAUUCCAGAGAGAAAGACAUGCAUUUCUGUUUUUAAAAAUUAAUAUAA
This is a messenger RNA of Cyphomyrmex costatus, 1120 nucleotides long. RefSeq lists its product as uncharacterized. The transcript is spliced from 3 exons. The record is from RefSeq and is a predicted model, not a curated record. The coding region runs from base 701 to 1042 and encodes 113 amino acids. NCBI's taxonomy places the organism in Eukaryota, Metazoa, Arthropoda, Insecta, Hymenoptera, Formicidae.